ACCACAUUCACCAUCCACCAUCCAAUUGUAUUUAGCAGAUCCCAGAAACCAAACCAAAAGGAUUAGAUUAGAUUGCGAUUCAGCGCUAUUAUGGGCCUCGUUAGGAACAAUGCCACCUUCGUUCCCAUUUGCGCUUCCUCAACUUCUCACGCCUCAGGUUGAAAUAAAAGAAGAAAAAAGGGUUGAAUGGGGAAGUCUCCUGAUUGGUUGUAUACAGAUCAUGCAACAACGUGUGGCUCCCCCGCAUCAGCAUGGAUUGGUAAAGGACUCACCUGUGUUUGCUUCAAGCGUAAGGGAAACUGUCAACGAAUCUGCAUUAGUUUGACCCCUUUACAGGAGGAAAGACUGAGAAGACUAAAGCGCCGGAUGAAAGUUUACUUUGAUGCUUCCAAGCUUGAACACCAGGAAGCGUUGAGAGCUCUGUGGUCUGCUUCGUUUCCUGAUCAGGAGCUCCAAAGCUUGAUUUCUGAUCAAUGGAAAGAAAUGGGAUGGCAGGGUAGAGAUCCAUCUACUGAUUUCAGAGGAGCUGGUUUCAUUUCAUUGGAAAACCUACUAUUCUUUGCGAAGACAUUCUCAACUUCUUUUCAGCGGCUACUGAAGAAACAAGGAGGAAAAGGAGCUGUUUGGGAGUAUCCCUUUGCUGUUGCUGGCGUUAACAUCACAUUUAUGAUUAUGCAAAUGCUGGACCUUGAUGCCACCAAACCCAGGACUUUUGUAAGAGCAGUUUUUCUACAGAUGCUUUCAGAAAAUGAAUGGGCAUUUGACUUGCUUUACUGCGUGGCAUUCGUGGUUAUGGACAAACUGUGGCUGGAGAGAAAUGCUACUUACAUGGAAUUUAAUGAUGUCUUGAAAUCCACGCGAGUUCAGCUAGAGAAAGAGUUGUUGAUGGAUGAUGUUCUACGGAUUGAAGACAUGCCUUCUUACAGUCUUCUUUGUUGACAAGUGGCCAAAACCCUCACUUCCACCGAAGCAUAGUUUGUGUAAUGUGUACAUCCUCGCUCACUUGCUUAUUGAAUCCGUAGGUUUAAUCUAUGACCAUUAACUAGGUCUAGCAUAUCUUUUUAAUUUAUCAUCCUCUUCAUUCCUUACAUGAUAUGAUAGCUCUAACUUAAAAUGAACUCGACUCCUUGACUAAUGACUAGUGCUAAAGAAAUUUCCACAUUGCCGGGUGGAUUUGUAUCUUUACAUUGCUUCCACGAGAUUCUCAUUUGGAAGUUUUGACUAAUUAGUGAUUGGAUUCACAUCUA
This is a messenger RNA of Glycine soja, 1247 nucleotides long. RefSeq names its product ELMO domain-containing protein B-like. The coding region runs from base 187 to 939 and encodes 250 amino acids. The transcript has 9 exons. Lineage: Eukaryota; Viridiplantae; Streptophyta; Magnoliopsida; Fabales; Fabaceae. The record is from RefSeq and is a predicted model, not a curated record.